Messenger RNA from Mytilus californianus (California mussel), 853 nucleotides. Its product is annotated as trafficking regulator of GLUT4 1-like. NCBI's taxonomy places the organism in Eukaryota, Metazoa, Mollusca, Bivalvia, Mytilida, Mytilidae. The record is from RefSeq and is a predicted model, not a curated record. Gene Ontology annotation, cellular component: membrane. Bases 148 to 519 code for a protein of 123 amino acids. The transcript has 4 exons.
AUAUCACAUAUUUGGGUCAGGAGAGUGAACAAAAGAAAUACUUUAUUGUUGGAUGAAUUAUGCAUAUGUGUCUUUUUACUGCAAGAAAGGGUAUUUCUGUCUACUUCCUCAACUUGUUAACUGGCUUGACGUACAAGUGUUGGGAUAAUGGCUCAGAUAAACACAGACACAAAGAUUCUAGUAAAUGUUGAUGAACUGCAACAUACUGACCGUUAUUUUUCACCCGAGAGUCAGUAUUACAGAACUCAAAAUCAAGGUGGAAGUGAGAUUGAUAGAGGAUAUGAAUCAGAACCUGGAGACUAUAUGUGUUCUGCAAUUAUGGCAUGCCUUUGUUGUUGCUGGCCGUUAGGAUUGAUUGCUAUGCAUUUCGCAAACAGUGCAAAUGAUGCGAGAGCACAGGGACAUUUCGAAGAAGCCAGAGAGAAAAAUUGUGUGGCAAUAAUCAUGAUUAUUUCCUCAGUUAUUUCCGGAAUACUAAUAGUUGGUGCUGUCGUCGUUAUACGUUUAUCUUCACAGUAAUUACAUUUAUUGGUGUCAAUAAAAUCAUGCUUAUAUCAACUAAUAAGUAUUACAUUAUAUUCUGCAAGAUAAGUUUAUUUUGAUUAGUAUUUCUAUACUGAAAUGUAUCUUACAGUCAGACGAAGGAAGAUCUCGGUGAAAUUACGAAGAGUCGAGACAAAAAAUCGUAUGACACUACUGAUAUUUGUUUCAGUUGUUUUCUUUAUAAUUGUUUCUAUUACAUCUGUACUUUCAUAUCUAAAUCAUUGACAUGCAUUGGUGUCACUAAAGAUUAUUUCCACGCUAACUUUAUACCAUGUUUCUAUUUCCGGUAAAAUAAAACUACAAAAUUAUA